This is a messenger RNA of Apiotrichum porosum, 438 nucleotides long. RefSeq lists its product as uncharacterized. The transcript has 6 exons. The coding region runs from base 1 to 438 and encodes 145 amino acids. Gene Ontology annotation, biological process: transcription elongation by RNA polymerase II. The record is from RefSeq and is a predicted model, not a curated record. Gene Ontology annotation, cellular component: transcription elongation factor complex. NCBI's taxonomy places the organism in Eukaryota, Fungi, Basidiomycota, Tremellomycetes, Trichosporonales, Trichosporonaceae. Gene Ontology annotation, molecular function: RNA polymerase II complex binding.
AUGGGUAAGCGCAAGUCGUCAAAGAAGCCCGUCGCCCGUAGGCAGAAUGAGCCCCUGUCGACCACGUUCAAGUGUCUCUUUUGCCACCACGAGAAGUCUGUCAGCUGCAAGAUCGACAGGCAGUCCAUGUUUGGUCAUUUGAACUGCAAGGUCUGCGGCCAGAAGUUCACUUCGCCCAUUAACAACCUCUCGGUCGCUGUGGACGUUUACUGCGACUGGGUGGACGCGUGCGAGGAAGUUCGCAUCAAGCAGCCCAAGAAGGUCGUCAAGCCUCCUCCCCGCCGCUCAGCGUCGCCCGAGGCCCGUCGCCCGAGCAAGCGCCAGUCGGCGCGCGACGCGUACGACGACGAGGACGACGAUGAUGACGACGACGACUUUGACCACCGCCGCCCGCACAAGGUGUCCCGCGACUACGAUGACGAUGACGACGAUGAGUAG